Molecule: messenger RNA, 1191 nt
Organism: Penicillium chermesinum
Lineage: Eukaryota; Fungi; Ascomycota; Eurotiomycetes; Eurotiales; Aspergillaceae
Exons: 2
Coding region: 1-1191 (396 amino acids)
Source: RefSeq, a predicted model, not a curated record
AUGACUACCUUCUCAGUCACCUCCCAGGUUCCCUUUCUCCUCCUGUUGCCCCUCUUGCAGAUAGUCCCCGUCUUUGCUUCCACGGAAGUACAUGUCGAACGUUCAGCCAACUCGGAUGAACACCGUCCUGUAGACAAAUCCCUGCUUGCCGUUCAGGUCGGGAGUAUUGCUGGCUCCUACGUGAUCUUCACCGCGGUUCUUCUAGCGCUUCUACUGUUCGUCGGGAGAAGACUACGACGAACAGUACACUCGUCAAACUAUUCUCUGCAGAUGCAAAUGCUGAAGCCGCUUACAGGGUCUAUGAUUAUGGACCCAAGCCCCAUUUCGCCCACAGCUCAAACCCUACCCAGCCCCUCUCAAUCCAAUAAAUUUCAGUCUUGGGGCAGCCUCCCAAGAGCAGGUCGUCCCUCGCAAACAUCCUUCAACGACAGCAUGGUGACCGUCGACGAAGGCGUCCUGGCCAAUGACCGCCAGCGAGCCCAGGAUGAAAUGGAAAUGCUUUACGCCGCGGUUAUGGAGCAGGAUGCGCAAAAGGCCGCUGGUCUGAACAUUUCAUCUGUGAGAGACUCCGAGUCGCAGUCUCCGGACAGUCAGUAUACUAGUCCUUUCUCGGAGCGCACAGCUUCACAAAUCUCUGUCGCUCCCCCGCCCGUGCCACCAAAAUCACCAAGGCCCUCUGCUGGAUCUCGACUGUCCAAACUUUUCAGCUCCAGGUCAAGCACUCAUUCGGACGGUGGGAAGUUGAAGUCACCGAAACAGCCCGUCCGCAAAUUGGGAAUUUCCUCUCCCAUGGCUUCUCCAGAUAUGAAUGCCUCGCAUUCAUACGGCGAGAACCAGGCCCCUAUGUCCCCGCGAUUUUACACCCCUGGGCCCCCCACCAUCAGCUCCUACCCGAGCAGCCUCAACGCGGCCGCCCAGCCUCUGAACAAGCUGCCCUUCCGUGAUGCCUAUCCGCUGCAAAGUGCCCCAGCCACCAAGACCACCAUCCUAGAGCGUCCGCAAAACCGCAAUGGGCCGAUCACAGGCAUGCCCACCCCUUACAGCCCGUACAUGCCUUUCACCCCCGUAACGCCGUUUACACCGGGGCGGACCGUGACAAGGAAACAGCGCAAGCGCGAGGAGAAGGAAGCCGGCCUUCAUGUUCUGAACGAGGACGAUCUAGUGAAAGACGACCAGGACAUCUGGGGAUAA